AUGGCCCAAAAGCUUCAACACACCGACUAUGAUAUUGCCUGGAUCUGCGCCCUGCCACUGGAGCUGGCAGCCGCGAAAAGUAUGCUCGACGAGAUCCAUCCAUCUCUUCCGCAAGCGCCAUCUGAUCAAAACUCCUACACACUCGGCAGAAUCAGCGGUCAUAAUAUAGUUCUUGUUUGUCUGCCAUCCGGCACGUAUGGAACAACAUCUGCAGCCACCGUUCUCUCUCAGAUGCUCUCGACAUUCUCGUCCAUCUCCUACGGUCUUAUGGUCGGGAUCGGCGGCGGCAUACCUAGCAGGGACAGGGACAUUCGUCUUGGUGAUGUUGUUGUUAGCACGCCGUCUGGGAUAUCUGGCGGUGUGAUCCAGUAUGACCAUGGCAAAGCGCUACCUGACAAGUCUUUUGAGACUACUGGCUCAUUCAACCGGCCCCCGCCAGUGCUUUUAAGCGCCGUGUCUCAGAUGCGCAGCAACCACAUGGUCAAUUGUCUAGAACUUCAAGCUACCAUCGCAAAAGCACUACAGAGUCAUAAAUACAUAAAGGAGCAUUUCUCGCGGCCGGGAAGGGACUGGCUGUUCAACGCAGCGCAUAAACACUGCACAGAUGCCAUAGAUUGCUCAGCCUGUGACAAGACGCAGCUGGUGGAUCGCCUACCACGGAGGUCUCAUGAGCCGCGCAUCCACUAUGGCCUAAUUGCAUCGGGUAAUCAGGUCAUUAAGGAUGCACAAACACGGGACCUUAUUUCCCACCGUCUAGGAGGAAGAAUCCUGUGCCUCGAGAUGGAGGCUGCUGGCCUCAUGAAUCAACUACCUUGUCUGGUGAUUCGCGGUAUAUGCGAUUAUUGUGACUCCCACAAGCAAGACGAUUGGCACGGCUAUGGAGCCUUAUCUGCAGCUGCCUAUGCCAAAGUCCUUCUUACUCUUGUCCCUGUGGGUGCCCGAUUCGACAGGCCCUGGGUGGGAUCGGAGGAACAAGCAAAGCACUACGAGUUUAAUAAUUCUGGCUCUGGCUCGCAGUUUAACGUCAAUGGAGGAUCACAAAGUAAUAAUACGGGUAACGGGAAUCAAUUCUUUGGUGGCUUUCACGGGCCGGUGUCGUUUGGCUGA
This is a messenger RNA of Aspergillus versicolor CBS 583.65, 1107 nucleotides long. RefSeq lists its product as uncharacterized. The transcript has a single exon. Gene Ontology annotation, biological process: nucleoside metabolic process. Bases 1 to 1107 code for a protein of 368 amino acids. Gene Ontology annotation, molecular function: catalytic activity. Lineage: Eukaryota; Fungi; Ascomycota; Eurotiomycetes; Eurotiales; Aspergillaceae. The record is from RefSeq and is a predicted model, not a curated record.